This is a messenger RNA of Aethalodelphis obliquidens (Pacific white-sided dolphin), 2474 nucleotides long. RefSeq names its product septin 12 (gene SEPTIN12). The record is from RefSeq and is a predicted model, not a curated record. The transcript is spliced from 9 exons. Lineage: Eukaryota; Metazoa; Chordata; Mammalia; Artiodactyla; Delphinidae. Bases 1190 to 2284 code for a protein of 364 amino acids. Gene Ontology annotation, molecular function: GTP binding.
CAUGGCCAAAAAAUAAAUUUAAGAAAAAGAAAAGAGGGCAGCUUGUGUCAGCUGUAGGUAGGCUGGACCCAGAGUUGCCAAGGCUUAUAAUCUCUGAGAUACACCAGAAAUCUAGAGGUUUGUGUGAACAAGAAAAGAGGCUGCAGAGGGUGAGCAUGUGGACACAGAUCCCAGCCCUGCCACUUCCUCACUGUGUGACCUUGAACCACUUUCACUCACUGGACUCUGAUCUGUAAACUGAGGGGUAGUAGCUGCACUUACUUCACAGGACUCUGAUGAUUAUUAACAAGUUAACAUCCUAGGGCUCCUAAAACAGUCUUCUGCACGACAAAACUCUGGCUAUAUUGGCAGUUUAAAACACUACGAUGCCAACAAUGGACAGACCGAAGAAAACACAUGGAUGUUGUACUUUCUGGCCGUGGGUCACAGGUUUGCUUCCCCAACAGAGUGGUUAAGGGGCAUGAACUUGGAAGCAGAGGGACUGGCUGCUGCCCAGAGCUGCUGCUUAACCAGCUAAGUGACCUUGGGCAAAGGUGCUUCCCCGGGGCGGGGGCAGGGGGUUCCUGUCUAUAGAUCUAGGCCGGGGUCAUUGUGAGGGUUAUAGGGCAGUGACCCGAAAGGGCCUGGUGGAGUAGCUUACCUGUCCCUGUUCUCAGCCCCCUGUUGCAGAGGAGCCCCCAGGUAGGGUCACAAGAAGGGGGUGGAGCUCAGGUUCUUCAGUUAACUGUCACCCUCUCCCCUCCCCCUCAGCACAUAACCAGGGUCUGCCAGGACAGGGCAGCCCCCCAAGGCUCCCACAGGGAUCCAAGGCCACCAGGUGCCACAUGAGGCUGCUUCUCUCCCUCUCUGUCCCCCAUGGGUCCAGCCCCUGAGUUUUGCCAGGCCGGCCACACUCUACUGCGGGAGAGUCUGAGUGGGGAGAGACAGAUCCCUGGGGCUGGUGCAUAUCAGAAAGCGGGUUCAGUCUCCCCUGAGAGGCAGCUCCCCCAGGCACCCCUCGACAAACCCCGUGGGCAGUGGGGACUUGGGGGAUACAUAGGUGAGGGGGCAUGAAAUAUGGGAGUGCCUGGGAGCAGAUCUCAAGAGUCAGGGUUCAGAAAUGAGAACUCGGGUGGUCCCCCUCUGGAGCCCCAGCGACUCCCUUCUCCCCACCCCACCCGGAUGACAGGCAUCGUUGUUCCUCAGCCCCAUGGACCCCCUGAGGCAGUCCCCCUCCCGCAGCUCGUCACGGGCCUCCAGCCCGAGGACCCUACCCAGCGAGAUGCUUGGUUACGUGGGCAUCGAGGCCGUGCUGGACCAACUGAAGAUCAAGGCCAUGAAGAUGGGGUUUGAGUUCAACAUCAUGGUCGUUGGACAGAGCGGGCUGGGCAAGUCCACCAUGGUGAACACACUCUUCAAGUCCAAGAUGUGGAAGUCCACCAUGCCGGGCCUGGGGGUGCCCACACCCCAGACGCUGCAGCUGCAGUCUGUGACCCACGUCAUCGAGGAGAGCGGCGUGAAGCUUAAGCUGACAGUGACUGACACACCCGGCUUCGGGGACCAGAUCAACAACGACAAGUGCUGGGACCCCAUCCUGGGCUACAUCAAUGAGCAGUACGAGCACUACCUGCAGGAGGAGAUCCUCAUUACCCGGCAGCGACACAUCCCCGACACCCGAGUGCACUGCUGCGUGUACUUCGUGCCGCCCACCGGGCACUGCAGGCUGCGGCCCCUGGACAUUGAGUUCCUGCGGCGGCUCUGCCGGACUGUGAACGUGGUGCCUGUGAUCGCCCGGGCCGACAGCCUGACCAUUGAGGAGCGAGAGGCCUUCAGGCACAGGAUCCAGGAAAACCUGAAGACUCACGGCAUAGAGGUGUAUCCACAGCAGUGCUUCGAUGAGGACAUCAAUGACAAGAUCCUCAAUAGCAAGAUCCGGGAACGGAUCCCCUUCGCUGUGGUCGGGGCUGACCAAGAGCACAUUGUGAAUGGGAGGUGUGUUCUGGGCCGGAAGACGAAGUGGGGCAUCAUUGAAGUGGAGAACAUGGCUCACUGUGAGUUCCCCCUCCUGAGAGACCUGCUCAUCCGCUCCCACCUCCAAGACCUGAAGGACAUCACACACAAUGUCCACUAUGAGAACUACCGCAUCUUCAGACUGAAUGAAAGCCACGUGCUGCCCCGAGGGCCCGGCUGGGUGAACCUGGCCCCAGCCCCGGCCUCUGUCCCUGCCCCCGCUGGCCCCCAGGCCCACCCCGGCCCCUCAAAGGUCGGCGGGUGGGCCAAGGACAACUCAGAUGAGGAAUGCUGAGCACCGGCACAUCCCGGGCCCGCGGGGCUCCCCAAGUCCUGGGCAGCCCCCUGACACACACCUGUGUACUAGAGCAUGUAUUAAAGAGUAGACAUUGCUUUUUAUGAAAAGCUGUGCUUUGAAAACAAAAGGUGUUUUGUAAAUGACUUCUUUGAGCUAUCCUCAAAUAAAAGUAUUGUUCUUUCUAAAA